This is a messenger RNA of Helianthus annuus (common sunflower), 702 nucleotides long. RefSeq lists its product as uncharacterized. Gene Ontology annotation, molecular function: zinc ion binding; nucleic acid binding. Lineage: Eukaryota; Viridiplantae; Streptophyta; Magnoliopsida; Asterales; Asteraceae. The transcript has 2 exons. Bases 1 to 702 code for a protein of 233 amino acids. The record is from RefSeq and is a predicted model, not a curated record.
AUGAAACGGUGUUUGAACGCAUUGCAACAUGCAAAACAUCCAAAGACGCAUGGGAAGUUCUACACAAAGCCUACAGGGGUGAGAAUAGGAAGUCUAACUAGGAAGUAUGAAUCGGUUGUAGUGGCUAUUGAAGAAUCAAAAGAUUUAAAUGCAAUCUCCACCAAGGAGUUGCUAGGCAUUCUUCAAUCGCAUGACUUAAGGUUAAAACAGUAUGAUGAUGCAUCAGUAGAACAGGCUUUCCAAGUUCAAGGAAAUAGAUAUGAUAAAUCCAGACAAUUUAGGAUCGAUAAUUCUGGAAGGGGACGAGGGAAAGGAAAAGGUAAGUUCAACAGUAUGAUCCGAUGUUAUAAUUGCCAAAGGUUAGGGCAUACGGCAAGGUUUUGCAACAAGCGAGAAGACGACGAUUGGUCAAACAAUGUUCUGAUGCAUAAAGAUGAUGCAGAAGACGAAACCGAUGACACUAUGUUCAAGAUUUUUAAUAUGGAAGAAGUAGUUAAGAACGACUGCUGGUACCUGGAUAGUGGGUGCAGUAAUCAUAUGACGGGUAACAGGAGUUUAUUCAUAAAUCUAAAUGGAUCAGAAAGACGGGAAGUUCGAACCGGAGACGACAAACGAUUAGAAGUCUUAGGCUAUGGAGAUGCUAAUGUCAGAAUUAAAGGACAUGAGAAACGAAUCCAAAUGUAUUUUAUGUGGCUGGAUUAA